Messenger RNA from Maylandia zebra (zebra mbuna), 2667 nucleotides. Lineage: Eukaryota; Metazoa; Chordata; Actinopteri; Cichliformes; Cichlidae. The record is from RefSeq and is a predicted model, not a curated record.
GCUGACUGAAGUCAGUCCUUACUCACUCUGAGCUGACUGCAGUGAACAAAGGUCAUGCGCUACUUCUUUUUAUUGGUUUAUUGUUUAUCAGGUGCUAGAAGCUCAGAGCUGCUGAGCCGUCACAGGAGGGAAUGGACUACUGACUCGUUUGAGCUUGAGGAGGGUUAUCCAGGGCCAUUCCCAUAUGAGUUGGGCAAGGUGAAUAUUGAUAGGCAAAAUCGACUAACCUUCCAACUCUAUGGAGAAGGGGUGGAUGAGGUGCCGAUGGGAGUCAUCUCCAUUGACAAAGAGUCUGGCAUGUUGUACGUCCACAAGGCUGUGGACUAUGAGGAGUGGCAAAAACUUGAGCUAAUAUGUGAGGCCAGAAAGAUGGACGUGUCAACUGACACCAGACAGGUUACCAGGUUACGACUUGAGAUUUUCAUAAAGGACAUCAAUGACAACCCACCACGCUUUGAGAAUACUCUGUAUGAGACUACUGUUGAUCAGGAAAACACACAAGGCUCCAAUCUUUUGAAAGUGCACGCUACUGACAUAGACGAGAGCGGAACACUAAACUCAACCUUCCACUAUGAAAUCAAAUCUGUGUCUCCAAUUGUUAGAGACACUGAAGUCUUCGUUGAUGAGUCUGGAUACAUUUCAUUCAAAGGAUGUUUAAAUCAUGAGGUGGCUGAGAAGUUUACAUUAACGGUGGAGGCCAAAGACCACGGUGAAGUAGUCAGCCUGUCCAGUUCAACCACUGUUGUAAUUCAUGUACGGGAUGGCAACAACCACCUUCCAGUCAUCAGCGGUCAAACGGGCGCUGGUAAAGUGAAGGAGCUUGAGACUGGGGUCUCUCCUCUGAGGCUGCACGUGACAGACAAAGACACCCACCACACCUCUGCAUGGAGAGCCAGGUACACCAUACAUGGUGACGAGAGAGAGAACUUCAAGAUACUAACAGACUUAGAGACUAAUGAUGGGAUCCUGACAGUAGUUGAACCUUUAGACUUUGAGAAUGGGGCGCAGAGGGAGCUGCUGAUCUCAGUGGAAAACGAGGCACCGUAUUACUCCUGUGAAGUAAAAGAGAGGACGUCCUCAGGCCUCUGGAAAGUUGACACCAUUAAAGGCCAUGAUCCCUCUGGUGCAGCUGAACCUCAGUCUGUGAAAGUCACCAUUGAUGUGGAGGAUACCAAUGACCCUCCUAAAUUCAGCAUGACGGUGAAAGAGGUCGUGGUGAUGGAGAACGUACCCGCUGGAACCUGGGUGGAUAAAGUGACAGCUGUGGAUCCUGACUCCAGUUAUUCCAAAGAGUUUGUGUACAAGGUAGGAAAUGAUCCUGCUGGCUGGGUGACGGUGGAUCCCCUCACAGGAAACAUCACAAUGAUAAAGACGCCCGACAGAGAAUCUCCACACGUUGUUAACGGCACCUACACCAUCUUAGUGUAUGCAGUUGACAAAGGUAUACCACCAAUGACAGGAACAGCUACACUACAUAUCCAUGUGUGGGACCAGAAUGACAACGUGCCACAGCUAACAGUGGACAGCCUGGAUGUGUGUGUGUCUGAUGCCCCCACAACCACCAACAUCGAGGCCUUUGACCCAGAUGAAGCCCCUUAUGGAGGGCCUUUCACUUUUGAACUGUUGGGAAAUGUUGAAGGAAAAUGGAGACUGAAUCCUGGUUAUGGUUACACAGCUGGUCUGGUGAAGGAGCCCGGUGUGUCCUAUGGUCAACACACAAUUCAUCUAAAGAUCUCCGACAUGCAGGGAGCAUUUAAAGUUUACAACCUCAGUGUGACUGCAUGUGGCUGCACUGUGACACCAAACUGUCGAAUUCGCCAGAAAUCUGAAAUAAACAUUGGCCCUUAUGCUUUAUGCAUAAUAAUUUGUUCACUCUUACUACUUCUGUUUCUGCUGCUGCUGGCUCUCAGCAUCUCGUCCAAAAGAGAGUUUAUCACUAUGGAGCCUGAAGAUUGUUCAGGAGGAAUCCUCCUCCAAUCAAACACUGAGGCACCAGGAGACAACUGCGAGAUUCCUGUCACUAUUAUGGAAGAACCAGUUUGUAUGGAGCAAUAUAAUCAAUCUAAUUUCCAUAUUCCACUGAAUGGGAUGAGAAAUGGGAGAUAUUCAGCAAGGGAUUUUACACAGAGGUCCAUCCACCCACGCUUUGGGGAUUUCAGAAGAGAAAGCCAAUACAGCCAAUACAGCUACACUGGGAACCAGUCAAACUGGAAUUCUCCAAUAACCACUAGCUUUGACAGCAGCCAUCAGUUUGAAGACAUGAGCAAUAUGAACGUCCUCCAAACACAAACCGUGAGCUGUGCUACGGAGUCUAAUGACAUGCAGGUUCAUCAGCUAACCUCUCUGCGGGAGAAAGAAGGGGACUUGCUAGACGAUGAGCUUCACAUCUAUUCAGAGCUAGACUCAGACACCAUCCCAGAGCUGGAGGCAAUCAGUAUUUCUGAAGAGGGCUCAUUUCAGGACACACUGGAAGAUCUGGGUCCAAAGUUUCACCAACUGGCUUCUAUAUGCAUGACAGCCAAGGACUCACAACCUAAGGAAAUCCACUCACCAUGUGAGAAUUUAAGAAGAGAAAGCCUGUCCUACCAACACAGCUACCCUCAGAACCAGGUUGUACACACCCAUAGAAGAGCAAGGAUGUCUUACAAAAGGAUCUUAAAAUAUUAA